GGUCACCGGUGUGAAGAGAAGCGGCAGAAAGAGAAAGGUGUUGUUGUGGUCGUUGUCUGAAUGUGGAGCGGUGAAGGGAGAGCGAGGUGCGAGGGAGGUCGCAAGAAGAAAGGAGGAAGAGAGAGAAUGUUUGCAUCCCAAGAUAGAGAGAUGUCGGAGAGAAUCGCCUCCUGCGGCAGCCUGUACGAUAGCACGUCUCUCUUGCUUCAGUACUGCAACGAUGAGACGGCGUCGGCGGCCAGUGGCAUGGAGCUUGAGGACCGUGUGUCCCACAUGGAGCAGAGGCUGAUGCUGCAGGAGGAUGAGAUCCAGCUGCUGAAGUCCGCCCUGGCCGACGCCCUGCGCAGGCUGGGCCUCUGUGAGGACCGGGCCCCGGCCCCCGCAGGCCCCCACAGGCCCCCCACGCCCGCCCCGCCUACCAAGGUCCGUCAGCUCCUGCAGGCUCUACCUUCCAAGCCCCUGAGUAACGGCUACAUGCCGCAGAAACGCUACCCCUCCUCCCCCUCCUCCCCCAAGAAGGAAGUGUUGCUGUCCAUCAAGAGGAAGAGCAUGUCCACAGAGCGUCUGACGAUGGUGAAGAGAGAGACAGACUCCAGGAGCAGAACCACUUCCUCCAGCUCCUCCACCUGUGGCAAGAGCAGCAAGUCUAAGGAAUGCUCCCUCAAUGCAGAGGACGGCUAUGUGCGGAUGUUCCUGAGAGGCCGGCCGGUCACCAUGCACAUCCCCGACCAGCUGAGGGACACUUACACCCUGGACCACAAGGGGGCGCUGCCUGACCGCAAGCUCAAACUUCAGUGGGUCUGUGCGGUUGGGGUUGUGUUCCUUGACCGCGUGGGCUCCAGGUAUGGCUACCGGGGUCGUGACUGCCGCUCCAACCUGUACCUGCUGCCCACGGGGGAGGUUGUCUACUUCCACGCCUCCGUGGUGGUGCUGUACAACACGGAGGAGCAGCAGCAGAGGCACUACAUGGGACACGACGACGACGUCAAGUGCUUGAGUGUCCAUCCUGAUAUGGUCACCAUAGCAACUGGACAAGUGGCAGGAAACUCCAAAGAUGGCAAGCUGUUGGCUCCCCAUGUGCGUGUGUGGGACUCGGUCAGUCUCAACACCCUGCACGUCAUCGGGAUGGGCGUGUUUGACCGGGCAGUCACUUGCGUCGCCUUCUCUAAGUCUAACGGCGGUGCUCACCUCUGUGCCGUGGACGAUGCCAAUGACCACAUCCUGUCUGUGUGGAACUGGCAGAAGGAGAAGCAGCUGGCCGAUGUCAAGUGCUCCAAUGACUCUGUUCUGGGUGCCUCCUUCCAUCCUAUGGACGCCAAUCUGAUUGUCACCUGUGGGAAGAACCACCUCAACUUCUGGACCAUGGAGGGCAGCACUCUGACCAAGAGGCAAGGCCUGUUUGAGAAACACGAGAAGCCCAAGUAUGUGCUGUGUGUGGCCUUUGCUGAGAAUGGAGACGCCAUCACAGGAGACUCCAGUGGAAAUAUCUUUGUCUGGGCCAAAGGUGUGACCCCUCUCAGCUAACAUGUUACAUAACAUGUUACUGGCAUUGUAGUUAGCAGUUAGUAGUUGGGACAGUUUUCCUUGUCUACCUCGAGGAUAAAAGUUGGUUGAGGGGCAGUUCUAUGGGCGUAGGUGAAGCCCUCUGUGACAUUACUUGUAGAAAGGGCUAUACAGAUGAACUUGAUCUGAUUUGAUUAGAAAUUCCUCUGAUGA
This is a messenger RNA of Hypomesus transpacificus, 1716 nucleotides long. RefSeq names its product echinoderm microtubule-associated protein-like 1. Gene Ontology annotation, biological process: microtubule cytoskeleton organization. Gene Ontology annotation, molecular function: microtubule binding. Gene Ontology annotation, cellular component: mitotic spindle. Lineage: Eukaryota; Metazoa; Chordata; Actinopteri; Osmeriformes; Osmeridae. The record is from RefSeq and is a predicted model, not a curated record. Bases 61 to 1524 code for a protein of 487 amino acids. The transcript has 12 exons.